CUUUUUAAGGUAUUUUGAAGUAAUUUCACUACAAAAGUUAAGUCAAAAUUUAUAUACUUGUACCCAAUAACUUCUGAAUUUGUUGAGAUUUCACGAACAUUUGUUUAAGUAGUUUCCGAACUGCCGAUAAUUAACGACAACACACUAAUUACCGAAGACCAAUACAUACAGCCGCAUGUAGCUCUGCUUUGAGCAGCCAUUAAAUUUAAUUUCAUAUCUUCUAAAGCAAAUUUCGACUGUAGUCCAGUGUUAAACGUCGACUCAUACGGUUGAAUAUCGCAGUAGACGGAAAGCAUUAAUCAACUCUGAAAUAAUUAUAAGAACGGUUGCACUUUCAUUUAGCUGAUUUGCAUAGCGCAAUCUACAAUGUCACUCAAAUUAUUUUGCCUUCUGGCGCUUCUUACACUGUGUGCGAUGGUGAUCAUCACAGAGGCACGAGAUGGCCGCGACCAUCGCGACUCGUUUGCAAAACAAGCCGUUGACGAGAAGUUUGCAAGACGCCGAUCGCGUCUCCGUCACAGUAGUCACAAAAGUACAAGCAGCCAUAGUAGUUCCAGAAGUCACAAGAGUCACGGUACAGAUCACAGCAGCAGUAGCAGUCCUGUCUUGUGGGCCAGUCACAAAAGUACGAGCGGCCAUAGUAGCUCAAGAAGUCACAAGAGUCACGAUACAGAUCACAGCAGCAAUAGCAGUCCUGGCUUUUGGGCCAGACUGUUCAAUACCGACAGUAGCUCCAAUAGCCACACGAAUAAAAUACACGAUACUGCACACGAAAAUCACAACAGCCACACCGUUUCUGACAUUCUGGUCAGAGAUCAAAAGACCCAGAGUAGCUCCAACCGUCGCAAAAGUCAAAAGCAGGAUACAGAUCACAACAGCCACACCGUUUCUGACAUUGUGGUCAGAGAUCAAAAGACCCAGAGUAACUCCAACCGCCGCAAGAGUCAAAAGCAGGAUACAGAUCACAACAGCCACACCGUUUCUGACAUUGUGGUCAGAGAUCAAAAGACGCUCAGUAGCUCCAACCCCCGCAAGAGUCAAAAACAGGAUACAGAUCAUGUAAAUCACAACAGCCACACCACAUUUAACGAACAAUCUCAGCACAAUUCCCACAAUUGGCAUCCCCUGGGUUCGAGUGCUCCCUAUCAUGGCACUCUUACUGCCAGUCCACAUGCGUCUAACAACUGGGGUGGCCACCAAUUGCCACCUGGACAUGUCUACGUCACGCAACCGUCCAGCAUUCCAGCCAACGCUGUGUACUACGCGCAGCCACCGACUCAUGCUAAUACCGACGAUUCAUCGGCUUUUGAUUUGGGUUAUCUCGUCGGGCGAAGUCUUACACGCACGCGUCAUCACCACCAUCACCACCAUCAUCACUAUGAACAACAACCGCAAGCGCAAGCGCAAGCCAACAAUGAGAAACAAACAAAAGUUGUUAUUGUGGAGAAUCAGAUGAAUCCAACUGGUGUAGCACCCACUGCAAAUCAAACUAAUUACUGGCCCACUGACUCUGAAACACCCUUGGCACCGCUCAACAACACAUUGGUACCAAAUGGCGUAUCACAACCAACAGUGCCUAUAUUUAAAAAUCCAGCUAUCGAAAGCGCUCAGAAUGUUAUCCCCGAGAACUUCAAACUGCCGACAGCUACAGCAGCCCCGCCUGAAACACCGCCCACAAAUGGCAUUAUCUGCAUGCCUUGGAACUUCAAUGAACCUGAUCCAUUGAAACCGGAAAAUGUUAUUGUGGUGCAGAAAACAAUUUGCUUUCCCGCACCACCACCACCACCACCGGAGGCGUCCCCUACCGCGCCAUUGGUACCGAACACUGGUGAUAUUGGUCUUAAUCUAUCUACAACACCAGCAGCAGUCCCAGCUUAAAACUUUGCUGAAACCAAAAUAUAAUAACAUUUUAAUCUAUAAUAUUUGGCCAGAUCCUUUUUUCUAAUUGUAAUUUUGUUUUUUAAAUGUCAGUACUUACAAAAACAAUAAAUUGAGAUUUUUAACGUUAAAUUCA
Messenger RNA from Zeugodacus cucurbitae (melon fly), 2014 nucleotides. RefSeq lists its product as uncharacterized. NCBI's taxonomy places the organism in Eukaryota, Metazoa, Arthropoda, Insecta, Diptera, Tephritidae. The transcript is spliced from 2 exons. The record is from RefSeq and is a predicted model, not a curated record. The coding region runs from base 367 to 1878 and encodes 503 amino acids.